Molecule: messenger RNA, 4496 nt
Organism: Dicentrarchus labrax (European seabass)
Lineage: Eukaryota; Metazoa; Chordata; Actinopteri; Moronidae
Product: TLE family member 5
Exons: 7
Coding region: 401-1036 (211 amino acids)
Biological process (GO): regulation of DNA-templated transcription; negative regulation of canonical Wnt signaling pathway
Cellular component (GO): nucleus; transcription regulator complex
Molecular function (GO): protein binding; transcription corepressor activity
Source: RefSeq, a predicted model, not a curated record
UUUGUUUUCCGGGUGAUGCUGCUCUUCUCUUCAAAGCAGAGGAAAGUCGGGGGCUCAUGUGUCAACAUCCAGGGUUUCCCCGGGGAGGUGUAACGUUAACGUUAUUCCAAAAAAAAAAAAAAAAAAAACCCCUGAUGUUCCUUUGAAGAGCGUUUUUUCUUAUUUUUCGGUUCUCCUCUUCAAUCCGCGGAGGAAGAGGAUUUCUCUCGCCGCGACGACCACAACACGAUCUUCGGCUCCCGCUGCUUUGACGCUAGCUAACGUUAUUUUAAACGAUGACAGAGUACAAAGUGCGAAUAGCGUCUCCGAUCAUUUAAUAAUAUCUGGGGACCUGUUAGCUUAGCCAGCUAGCCUGGUAAUUCGAUUAGAACAAGGAAACACGGCGACACACACUGCUGACAUGAUGUUUCCUCAAUCAAGGCACUCGGCGUCCUCUCAGUCCGGUCAAGCUCUUAAGUUCACCACUUCUGACUCCUGUGACCGCAUCAAGGAUGAGUUCCAGUUCCUCCAAGCACAGUACCACAGUUUGAAGCUGGAGUGUGAUAAACUGGCCUCUGAAAAGUCAGAGAUGCAGCGUCACUAUAUCAUGUACUAUGAAAUGUCCUACGGGCUGAACAUUGAAAUGCACAAACAGGCUGAAAUAGUGAAGAGACUGAAUGGGAUCUGUGCUCAGGUGCUGCCUUACCUGUCACAAGAGCAUCAACAGCAAGUCAUGGGCGCCAUAGAGAGAGCCAAGCAAGUCACGCCCCCUGAGAUGAACUCCAUCAUACGGCGUCCGUACCAUAUGUGUCUUCAGCAACAGCUCCAGGUGCAACACCUGUCCCAGCUCCAGGGCCUGGCCCUGCCUGUGACCCCGCUGCCCCUGGGCCUCACCCCUCCGACCCUGCCCGCUGUUUCCACCAGCUCCGGCCUGCUCUCCCUGUCCUCCAUCCUGGCCAACUACUCCCAUGGCCAGGCCCAGGCGGUGAAGGAGGACAAGGCCCGGGAGGCCGCAGAGAGGGCGCCCCGAGGAGACGACGGGGACAAGUCAGACUAGUGCAGACGCAACAAGAAGGUUCGGAUGGGGGCGGGGGGGUUGUGAAGUGUCGAAGGAGAAAGGUAAAACUGUAACUGUAAAUGGAGAUUGAUGUAAGUCUGGCUGCCUGUCUGCUGAGUGUUGAUGUAGAAGAGUAACUGCAGGGAUGAUGACAAGCAGAGAGGACAGAGUUGAAACUUUUGGAUGUGCAGAGAACGAAACUGCUGAAUGGCUGAGAGUGAGAGUUAAAUGUUCUUAUUAUUUAGUGGUAAUAGACUCAGUUCAGGCUUCUAGACUUUAAAUAGAUGCUUUUUUUAGUGUAAGCCACUGUUGUUAGGCUUAACCAAGAUAAAUGUUUUCCCAUUUGGAGUGAGAGCUGAGGAUGAAAAGCUAACAGCAGUGUCCCUUACAUGGAUCUGCCUCUCACAGGUUUAUAUUUCUUAAUUUUUUUUUUUUUUUAAUCAGAUCAGUUUUCACUGUUUUUUUUUUUUUUUUUUUUGUUCAUGUCCUCCUUAGUCCCUCUGAUGGUUUCUUACAGGCUUUAACAACAUCUCAGUUCCCUCUAACUCCUUUCCUUCCGCUCAUAACUUACAGUAGCUCCGUCACCUUUUUCCAAAAUGGAAGAUGUUGACUAGACAGUGAUAGCAUUCAUUUAUGUACUUGGAGCCAAAUCAAAUCUUAGUCUGAUGUUAAAUGGGAUGUUUUUAAAGGGACAUUUCACUUGUCAGGUGCAUUUAAACCCUUCAAACAUAAACCAUGCGACUUUUCACCGUUUUCUUUCCUUCAUACAACCAACCACUGGACGCGUUACCUUAGCUGUGUACCUCAGUCCCGAAUAAAUGGGAUUAUAUUACAUUUAAAAAACCUAUAGUUUGUACAAAUGGUAGAAUACCCAUCUUGCGGAGGGGGGGGGUGUUAAUUUGUGUUUCAUAGGCCUAGCUGCUGCUGCUACGCGCGCUACAUGGCAUGGACCAUGACUCGUCUUUCAAUGACAAGAAUUUAAGCUCUGAAAAAAAUUGACUUUAUUUUGACAUGUUGUUUUCGUGACGUUAAAGACAGGCUAAUUAGAAAUUCAAAAUGUGUCUGUGUGUGCUCGAGUGAAUGUGGUCGGAGAGAAGAAAACACUUGUUUAAUUUAACUUUAUUUUUUUUCUUAAAGCACCUUUUUGUAUUUUUCUCACACGCCCUGCUCCUGCCCCUUUCUCAUACUGGUCCGCUCGUUAACUGAACAAGACAAACUUAAACGGGAUCUAAUCUUCAGAACCAGACAGUUGUAAAAGACAUACAUGUACUGUAUUUCUGUAAGUUAGCACACUUCAGUUUAUACUGAGACUGUAUCAAGCACCUGUCUUUUCCUGUCUUGUUUAACUUGUGUGCGAUUGUUUGGGGAAAGGCUUCCCCCUUUUUUUAAUUUUCACAUUGUUUUGAUGAAGAAUGUGUCCUGGGUGAGUUGCUAAAGCUCUGUAAGCAACAUCAAACAAGCAUUCCCUCAGAAAACAACAGGUUUAAACACGAUUCUCUGGCCAAAUUAACUGUUAACUGUUGCAAAAAAACUCACUUCUCUAAAACAAAACAACCCACUUUAAUUAUUUGAAUUACUAAAACACCAAACUAGUGUAAACACACUACAUAAAACCUUUUUUGAAUUUGCAUGUAGUAUAAAUUUCAAACCCACAAAAGGUGUCAGAAAACAUCAUCAGAAGCGCUUCUUCGUGCUUCUCCACCCUCACUUUUCAAAUGUAAUUGGAGACAUUUUCUGAAACCAGCCAUCAGACAUUCAUACAUCAAAUUACUAAUAAACCCAUCAAUUAAUCAAUUGGCCAUGUAAGCUGUGAUUUUUUUUUUUUUCGCUUAUCACUUUUAACAUAGAGCAAAUGAGUGUGGACAUCUUCCAGCAGUGACUGUCUGAAAAGUGUGCACCGUAAUCCCCAUAUUUAAAGGAUUUUUGCCAUAGCUCAGCAAGUAAACCCCGUCCUCCGCUCUCUAUGACGGUCGACUCUUCACCCCACUUAAAGUACAACCAUUUGAAACCGCUAUAGACACUUUUGCCGUGUGCCAUGGUCGAAUGACGCAUCGUACAAAUUAGUUAUUUUCAUAACCCGGCUCUUUGACUAAGCAGGCGUUGUAACAAAGUGAUCAUGUAAAGUAUGCUCAAAACAGUCUGAAAAACCCUUAAAAUUUUUGAGUAUGCUGUUGACUGAUUCUAUUGUCCCACAAUGCAAUGCGCAAAGGAAAUGGAGAAGCUGCUGCAGACAGCUAGAAAAUGUUUUAACUCAAGGUAGAUGGUGGUGAAACAGCUCCAGGAACAGCAAUUAUUGGAAAAAAAAUGUUGAUGUCCUUUUUAAAUUUGGCUGUCUGCCUCCAAUGACCUCCAGUGGAGCGACGUGUGUCAUUAGUAUAAAGUAUAAAACUGUUAAGUGUGUUUUCUUUUAUACUACCUGCAACAACAAUAUACUAGACUGCUUGGUUUAUUGUUCAUAUUGCAAGUGCUUAGUAUGGAAUUGGGACACAGCUGAGGUGUGUGGUUGAGAAAUAGGAACGUUCAUAUUUGAGGCAGCAGAGGGCAGCAGUGCUCACUCAGUUCAGGUCAGUGUGCUGUGUUCACCUUACUGUGACCGCCAUUCUCUUCUCGCUUCAUUUCCUGACUGCGGGCCGAGCAUCUGCAGCCUGCUGGUGUUCACAGUGAUUCCCCUGUAAUGUGAGUGCUACCCAGAGCUUUGACAACCCACCUUAAACGUCUGAGCAUGUCUGAGAUCGGAGCUUUUUUCCUCUGUAUUUUAAUUUGAAAAGCACUUAAGUUGCGGCUCAGUGCUCCUUCUUUCUAUUUUUUUUUUUCUUCCUUUCUUCUUCUUCUUGUCUGUGCUAGUGUUGGGGAGCUGAAGAUUUUCCCUCCCUGGAGAUUUGACCUUAAUAUACUGAGUGUCAUUUGCACUCUUUAUGCUGACGUCAGUCUCUGUAGAAAACCUCCUUUGGCAAAACUCAGACAUAUGAAUGGUAUGUGUGUUUGUUUUUUGCUGUGAAGGGCCAAUUUGUAUACAUAUGAAUAUAUCAAUAUACAUAUUUUUUAAAGCAUUUUUGUAUGUUUCAAAGCUGCUUUUUAAUGUGUGUGUAUCAUGAAAGAUUUGGUGUUGUAUGUGUGCAUUACAAGCCUACAGUUAAGAGAGGCACAAUGUUGUAUACCAUGUUGUUUUUCCUGUUUUUUCUCCCAUUCUCUCAGUAGGCAGUAACACUUAACAUUGUUUUCUAGGUUUGUAAAUGUUCUGAUCUUUUUUUUUUUUUUUUUUUUUGUGCAAACAAAAACCAGUUUAAUGUGUUUAUAAACACAGUCUCAUUCUAAGAUACCUGGGGCAAAAAAACCAACAAAAAAAACAACAAAGAUGUAAACAAGCAACUGUGUACUCUAAUGAGAAUGAAUCAACCUUUUAGCAGUAAGGAAGCUUCUCUGGUGCCUUACAAAUAAAAGAUGUGAUUGAGAAUGGUCA